Molecule: messenger RNA, 3082 nt
Organism: Priapulus caudatus
Lineage: Eukaryota; Metazoa; Priapulida; Priapulimorpha; Priapulimorphida; Priapulidae
Exons: 6
Coding region: 58-2004 (648 amino acids)
Molecular function (GO): nucleic acid binding
Source: RefSeq, a predicted model, not a curated record
GUUAUAUAUCACAUAUUUCAUUGCAUUUCAGCAAGAUACAAAAACUAGCUAUCAGUCAUGGACUUCGACAUGGAUGAAUAUAUAGACAUGAUUGGCACGUCGGUAGAGCUAAACAGUCGCAGCUACAGAGAAGGUCCAAAACCGCUGUAUAAGUGCUUUGGGCGAGGAAAAAAUAGGCCUCUACUUGAAAAUUAUGCUGUUCCAUCGAUAUCAUCUCUUAAAAGGAUGAAGGAAAAAAGACUAAACAAGAAUGGGUUUCAUAACAAUGUGGACCACCUCAUUGCCAACACUGUAACACCUAUGACAUACUGGGAUGAAGGCGAGAAAAGUUCUUACACUUCAUGUGAGAUAGAAGAUGCACUGAGACCAUCUACAAUACCAAGUGUGCCUAAAGGGGGAGCCAAAUUCAUUUACAAGUCCAAGCAACCUAGCAAGCUGGCGAUUCGUGAAUCACAUGGCAUUUCAUAUGUCGCUUCUGCUACUAAUCAGGAGAAAACCCCAAUAAUCCGAGAUACAGAAGACAUCGCUCAAGAAAGUGGCUCCAUCUAUCAGCGAACGAGAGAGGCAGUCGAGGAUGCGACCCCGGGAAUUACCCACAUGAUUCCAGGAUCCUGUCUCCCUAGCAACCAGUAUAAACGCAGUCAGUUGGAAUUCGAUGAUUUUGGAAUUCCAACAGGAAUAAAGCGGACACAUUCGCAGCCUGCCAUUUUCUUCGAGCAAAGGCAGCGUUUGCUGAGUGAAAACAGAACUCACAGUGAGAGUGACUUAGUUCGCUGCGGUAAGGUGCAGGUACCCAACAUCACAACUACUCAUGGUGUUAGCAACUGGGCAGCAUCUGCUACUGUGAAAACUGCAUCGCUAGCUUCCACUGCCUGUGUCGUAGAUGACACCAGUUGCAAUCGCUCUGUUACCUCUCGGGGCAGAAAAACAGAGGGUGCAGAGAAGCAGAGACAGGUUCAACUCACGGACAGCAAUCAGGACAUACCCAGCAUACACCCGCUUGACGCUGCCUCUGGUCGUGCUGAUCACCAUGGUAACGGGGGUGAGAAACACCUGGAAGGUUCGGACGUGCGUGCAACUACGACUAAAGAUCCAAAAUGUUACGACGCAAUCAGUGAGAAAGCCAGUGAAACUGUUAAUGGCAGCAACACAGCCCCUGGAUAUUCAGGAGGAGAAACGUGGAAAAGCAGUGAUAGAGAUACCACAGGCGAGUCGUCCCUGUGUGUUGAUGAGAAUUUAGCAGGUGCAACUACGAAUACGGGUGAACCAGUAGAACUAUCAAAGCUGACAAGUGGUACUAAGGACGGUAAGAACUCUUUAAUGACACUGUCAACAUUGCACGAUCAAGGCUAUAACGUCUUGGACUACAUUGACAGGUUGGAAUGUGUUGACAAUGCUGCGGGGCACGCUCCACCAAUGACUCUGGAUUCCUUCAUCCGUCCUAGUGGUGGCAAGUCCAAGCAGAAGCGUAAGGGUAAGAAAAAGGGCGGCAAAACUCCUAGUAAAGCUACAAAAACGUGUGAGCAUUCACACGUGGAGACAGACAUAACCGACAGCAUUGUGAAACCCAAAGCAAACUCGCCACCAGAACUCGACGCCGCUAAUGGCUUCUGGGAGGUAUUUCACGAUGACAGGAAAACAACAACAGAGCACACUCAUGAUCCUCUCCAUGCGUCUGCUGUCGUCGCUCCACCUGUGGAUACGAGGGAAGAUGAGCAGCAGGAGGUGGGCUCACAGACCCAGCAGUUUGAGAGUCUCCGUGGACCGUGUGUUAUGCAGAUUGAGAAUGUGCCGUCUACGGUGCAGGACUGGGAAAUCGAGCAGCUGCUGGAGCCGUUUGGGUCGGUGCUGGAGACGAGGAUGCUGAACACAGACGAUAAAGUGAAGGUUAGAGUCAGGUUCGAGGAAGCUUCAAUAGUUGAGUGGGCAGUGUCCUGCCUGCAUGAAUCUGAAUCUCCUUUUCCUGGUUGCAGUCUUCCAUUUCUUUGCAUGGCUGUAGAGUGAAAUUGAUCUUCAUCGAAGAACACACACACAAUUUUAAAGAUGUGCUGUGUGAUCUACUGGUUAGAUUAGGUCCUGAUGGUUUUCAUGCUGGAAAAUAAGGAGGAAGUACAAGUCAAGCGGUACUGCCCGCUGGAACAAGACUGUACUGUUGUUAGUGAAAAUUAUAUCAAAUUAGUUCAAGGGUAAAUGUGGCCAGCAUUUCUGAGUAAUCAGAUCCAUGUCAUUGCAUUCCUUGAUAAUGGGUGCGAAUUAUUAUUUUAAUUUAUUAUUUCAAUUGCACGUUGAAUAAGGUCACCAUGACCUCAUAUUACCAUGAACAUGUAUGAUGAAUGAACUAUAAUAGCCCUGGGUAUAAUUGGCAAUAAAUUUAGAAUUUCUGGCAACCAACAAUAACAAUUUCUGGCACCUGGCUCUUGCCAUCUAGUCGCAUUUCUUAUGAAUUCGGAAUCUAACACCAUCUAACGAUCAAGUCCAUAAUGAUGAUCCAAGUUCUUUCAUCCAAUUUUUUUGUAUUUAUGUUCGUAAUAUUAAUAGAUUGAGCAUUAAUUUGGAAGGUACAUCUGAUCGAUUACAUGCUGUUCUUUACAAAAGAGUUACAGCUAAUCGUAGCACGAUGCUUCUUAUAGACUGCAAACAUGCGAUUCCAAAAUGCUUGCCACUUUUUGAAUACGGGUUAUAUGCAAUGUAGCAAUGUAUUAUAAGUGCUAAGAUUGCAGUUAUUCACAGUGUCCAUGAAUGCACUACCACUGAUGCAGGUUUGAAGCAUUAACGUACGUAUAUUGUGGCAUAGUUUAAGAUUUAAACAUAUUUCUCUCUGUGCAAUACUCACGAGAAAAUAUUUUUAACAUAAAAUUUAUAAAAGUCAGAAUAUUUUAUUAAAUGUUUUUAUAACCAUUACUUGCAUAAUUGUUUUGAAUUGAAAUGUAAAAUUUACAAAAGAUUGUACAUGGGAGCAAUUUACAUACUUCAUACUUGCAUAUAGUCAAAUAAUGACUGUCAUAAAAUUACCUUUCUAAUAACCUUUCAUAGUCAUAAUGCAGUUUAAUAAUCUAUAGUUAUAUAAUCCUAACUUUCCUCA